GGAACAUGGAUUGUACUGUCCUGAUAAGUCGCAGCGCGCCGUGCUACUGGUAACUUGGAUUCAACUGAAGUAAAUCCAACAUGCACUCAUAACGACAAAGCGGCCGUUCGACAUUCACGACGAUUACUCAUUCUUAUUCAAGAUUCAAUUUAAUCGCUCGUUCAUGCAUUCGCUAGGAGGAUUGACGGCAUUGCGAUGGCUUAUAGUCGGCCUUGGGGCACAGUGCGUGAGUGCAGCAGUGAACGCACCCACGCCAACCAUCACACCUGCACCGACGAUUGCCGAGCGACAAGAUCCUAAUGCUAUUGAGCUCGCAAAGGUGCUCCUCACUGCGCUCCCCGCCUCAUUACGUCAGAUCGCGGCCACAAACAUACCUGCUGUGUCAAGUAUUUUGUGGCACGAAUUCCUGGACGACAACAAACCUGACUGGUUCAAGGCCUUGCCUUCGAACAUACAGAGCUAUCUGAUCGUUCAGUACGGACCUUCCACAGCAUGGCCGACAUCUACUUCUUCGUCGAGUGCGAGCAGCACCAUGUCUACGGCUGUUUCCACGACUCGAGCAUCUGCGGACACCGCUUCUGCUACCUCAGAACCUGACAGCCCGUCUGCGAGCAAUUCUGGCCUCAGCCAAGGCGCAAAGGUUGGCAUUGGCAUUGGCGUUCCGCUCGGAACCCUUGCACUCCUGGCUGUGUUGAUCCCAUGCUGCUUCGCAAUGCGCAAGAAAAAACAGAAUAAGUUAAUCGGUUACGAGCCACCUCCCUCUCCUGGAUUUAUGCCCCACGGUGCCUUCCAAGAGAAGUCUACAAGCUACCAGGAACACCGCAGACCGUUGAACCGAAGCCAGAGCUGGGAUCAGGAUGACGAGCUGUGGAUGCAACCUGUGGCAGACAAUGUGCCGCAUCCUCCAAAGCAUACCGCACCAAACCUACCUAUGGGUAACUCUAACACUGUCAUUGGCCCUCCGCUCGUCCAUACGCAUAGCUCGAACCGUGCGCGUGGAAAACGAACAAGUCACAGCAGUUUGCACGCUGUUGCUGAAGUCACAGAGCCCGACGAGGAGUACGCAGCACAUAGCCUCAACAAUCGUCUGCUCCGCCGUUCCAGCAUGCCGCUACGCCCUCAAGACGUCCUGCCAGUACCAGCCGGCGCCAGCAUCCGUCGCAAGCCUCUGUCCACAGUGAAACCUCACCCUCAAAUGGAAUCGCCGCUGGCAAGCCCCGUCGCCGAACGCGGGUUCUUCGGCCAUUUCUCCCUUCUGCGCCCCGCCAUGCUGCACCAAGACCACAGCGGAAGCUCCUCCAGCGGUCUAGCCGCCGCAUCUCUCUCCUCCCCAGAAGACUCCCGUCGUUCGUCUGCCAACACUGCCCCUACGGAACCCGAUGUCGUCUCGCCUGUCGCGUCUCCCCCACCGCGGCAUAAAACUGUCAACUCGUUCACGACUACCAGCAAUGACUACACGCUGAACAAACGCAUUUCCAACCCCUUCAGCAACGAUUAUGCGUACAUCGAGGACUAUGGUCCAGAGUACCAGAAAGGGUACGUCGACGUCGAAGAUGGGUUGUAUGGAGGCCACAGAAGUCUGGAUGCGUAUCCUGUCGUGCCUGAGAAGAGCGAGCGGAGGGGCAGCAGAGGGGCGAGCCAGUGGCCGCUAGCGGAUUGGCCACUCAAAUCGUUGGGUAGCAUGGGAAGAGGGAGGAGAGAAAGGAGUCCGCAGUGGGAUCGUGUUUAUGAGCGACGAUGAGUGACGACAAUUGUUUUGUUAUGAUACCAUUCUGUUCUUUGUUGAUACGUACACACGCGCGUUGCGCAGGCACAUACACAGUUGCCGUGAUUUCCGAGUACGU
This is a messenger RNA of Didymella exigua CBS 183.55, 1844 nucleotides long. RefSeq lists its product as uncharacterized. The record is from RefSeq and is a predicted model, not a curated record. The transcript is spliced from 2 exons. The coding region runs from base 164 to 1741 and encodes 525 amino acids. NCBI's taxonomy places the organism in Eukaryota, Fungi, Ascomycota, Dothideomycetes, Pleosporales, Didymellaceae.